AGCACAGCCUUAACCACAUAGCAAAAGUGAGAAAUUUCCUAAGCUCUCAAAUUUCCACAUCGCUUCACUACGUUAACAAUAUCAGUUCACUCGUGAAGAAGAUAAACAUGGGUUCAACUUUCUUCUACACUACUCUCUGUUUCAUUGCGGUUACUAUUGUAUCUUCCGUUGUUGCUGUAUCUGGCGAGGAAUUCAAAGUUGGUGACGCUGUGGGUUGGCGUCAGCCAAGGGUGAACGAAACAGAUCUGUAUAAUCACUGGACUUCAAAGAAGAAGUUUCACGUCGGCGAUUCACUCCGUUUCGAGUACAAGAAUGACUCGGUUAUUACAGUAAACAAAUGGGAAUUCUAUCAUUGCAACAGAACUCAUCCUGCCUCGGGCGCUAAAGACGGCGACAUAACGGUGAAUCUCAACAGGGUUGGCCCGUUCUACUUCACGAGUGGUGAUCCUGAGCAUUGCAAAAAUGGCCAGCGUUUAGCCGUUGAAGUUUACCCACUACACCCCAUCUCGGACUCUCCACCACAACCAAUUUCAAUGGCGCCUGCCCCAUCGCCGCUUUCAAGCUCAUCGGCGGUUACUUCAUCAGUUCCUUUGGCGUUCAUUUCGGUGUCGUUGAUUGUGGUUGUUGUUGCAGUGAUUGCUGGUUUAGCAUGAGCCUUGUUGUUAUUGUUUUUUUUUUUUUUCCUACUAAGAAUAUUAUCUAGGUUACGUUGUUUCAUGCAUUCUGUUUGGUAGGUUUAAUUAGAGACUUCUUUUGAUUUCCAUUUUUCACAUUGGAUUAUGGGUUGUUUGAAUUUAUUAUGUAUGGACAUCCCUCCAUUUUAAUGGGGAUUUAUAUAUCUACUUAGUUUUUCUUUCUACACUAAAUUGCACGUUCA
Molecule: messenger RNA, 877 nt
Organism: Lycium barbarum (goji berry)
Lineage: Eukaryota; Viridiplantae; Streptophyta; Magnoliopsida; Solanales; Solanaceae
Product: early nodulin-like protein 7
Exons: 2
Coding region: 108-653 (181 amino acids)
Cellular component (GO): plasma membrane
Molecular function (GO): electron transfer activity
Source: RefSeq, a predicted model, not a curated record